Molecule: messenger RNA, 1953 nt
Organism: Aureobasidium namibiae CBS 147.97
Lineage: Eukaryota; Fungi; Ascomycota; Dothideomycetes; Dothideales; Saccotheciaceae
Product: Lipoxygenase
Exons: 4
Coding region: 1-1953 (650 amino acids)
Biological process (GO): lipid oxidation
Molecular function (GO): oxidoreductase activity, acting on single donors with incorporation of molecular oxygen, incorporation of two atoms of oxygen; metal ion binding
Source: RefSeq, a predicted model, not a curated record
AUGGCACAGCAUCGAUUCUCAGUGGUGACACUGCUUACUCUACUCUUUUACGUUGCAGUUGUUCAUUCUGCAAUCAUCCAAAAGCGAGCGACCUCCUCGAGUGUGUCGAAAACUUUGUCUUCUGGCAAGGUCUCGUCUUCCACUAAGGCCUCUACUUCCAGCAAGGUCUCAUCUUCAGCUGUCAGCAAGCUCGCAUCUGGCGCUAGCAUCUCCAACCCAAGAACUGGCUCAACUACCUCGAUUGCUUCAGCUGAUGCCACCGGCUGGUAUGCUAUCCCUCAAAAGGGCAUCCCUGCCAACAGAGCAGAUGCCAUCGCGACUAAGCAAAAGAACUUUGGCUAUGGACCCGCCGUCGCUGGUGGACCUUUCUUCCCUAACGGUUCUCUCGGUAACACUCUGAUCAACAAUGACGUAGCGAGUCUUCAAGCCGAAGCCGAGACUCAGAUGAACGACUUGAACGCAGACGCCCAAGCCGCUACUGCCGACACCAGCAAGUACAACGGUUUGAAGACAUUGAACGACUAUACUUUGCUUUACGAUGAUGAGUGGCUCAAGACAUUGCCUGCCGGUCCCAUUCCUGGUAUCCUCACAAACUACACCCAGGAUUUGCUAUUCUCCAUGGAACGUCUCUCUCUCAGUCCUUACCAGGUCCGUAGACUGAACUCCUCGAGCACUCUCAACUUCAAGGUCGAUGAUGCAACUGCAAAGAAGAUCACCGGCAUGACACAGCAGCAGCUGCUCACCUCUGGCCGUCUAUUCUACUCCGACUACAGAGAUCAGGCAAAGCUUGAAGCUACCACAAAAGCUCGUUAUUCCGCAGCUGUGGAUGCUUAUUUCUACAUCAACCAGACUUCUGGAAACUUCUUGCCUCUCGCUAUUCGAACUAACCAAGGAGCAAGUGUCAUCUAUACACCUGCAGACAGCGCCAGUGACUGGAUGCUCGCCAAGAUCAUGUACAACGUCUGUGACAUCUGGUUCGCUCAGUGGGAGCACUUGCCUAGAACUCAUGAGGUUGUCCACAUUGUUUACAUGUCAGCUAUUCGAUCUCUGAGUGAUUACCAUCCUGUGAAGGCUGUUCUUGACAGACUGAUGUACCAAGUCUUCGCCAUUCAGCCUCUGGCACAGCAGACGUUGUUCUCCCCCGGUGGUGUUGUCGACAUUGCCUUCCCCUACACCUACCAGUCUGCACUCAACUACAGCAGCAACUACUACUUCACCCGCAGUGGUUUCUUCCAGUCUGGCUACUUCCUUACUAACCUGCAGAACCGCGGAUUGAUUAAUUCUACCACCGGCCCUCAGCUCAAGUCUUUGCCCUAUUACGAGGACGCUUCUGUCAUCUACAACGCUCAGCGUACAUUCAUGACCUCAUUUGUCAACUCGUACUACUCAGCAGAUUCAGUAGUGGCUGCGGACAAAGAGAUUCAAGCUUGGGUCAAGGAGGCCAACGGCCCUGCCAAGGUUCAGGACUUCCCGGCUACUAUCAAUACGAAGAACACACUCAUUGAUGUUCUGACUCACAUGGCUCAUCUUUCCUCGACUGCUCACCACACUGUCAACACCAACGAGCUCAUGUCUGCAUCAGCCACUCUUCCCUUCCACCCAAUGUCUCUUUGGCAACCCGUCCCCCAGAAGAAGGGUACAGUCUCAAACCCUGCAACCUUCUUGCCUCCCUUCAACAACGCCCAAGAGCAGAUUGGUGUGGAUGCCCUGUUCUCACGUCAAUACAUCGCUGGCACCAACAGAACCUUGAGCUACCAGUUUGCCGAUGACGCAAUGCUCAAGCGCAUGAAUGUCAACACUAGAAAUGCAGCUGCGGCAUUCAAGAAGACCAUGGAUGCCUUCAGCUCCACAGUCAAGGCUAGAAAGUUUGACUCCAAGGGUUUGUCGCAGGGUAUGCCGUUUGUGUGGCAGGGACUGGAUCCCAAUGUCGCACCUUUUGGUGUCACAGUUUAG